This is a messenger RNA of Ceraceosorus bombacis, 363 nucleotides long. The record is from the annotation of a GenBank genome assembly. Lineage: Eukaryota; Fungi; Basidiomycota; Exobasidiomycetes; Ceraceosorales; Ceraceosoraceae.
AUGGAACAUCUUCUCUGGCUCAUCUCUGUCCAUUUCCCACUACAAGGCGCGCCCGCACCGACAUCGUACGACCCAUCCAACGGACCCUAUCAUCCCGAGCACGCGCAUGCGCAUGCGUCAGAGGAUGUAGAACAAGUGGAACAGUCCGAUCCCCUUACUCCAGCCGAACAGUCUCGACAACUGAGGGACAAUCAUAGGGCUAGGUCGGCUGCGCAGAGGCAGCAUUAUGAUAGGAUCGAAGCGGAUGGAGAGUUGGAAGAUGAGCUGUUGAAUGGGUACGAAGAGGAGGAGGAUGCGGAGGAUGAGUUGAUCGAUGCUGCGCCUGAGGCGGAUGGUGCGAGGGGCCAAGAGGAGGAGAUGUGA